AUGAGCAGCAAGGCCCCAGCAGCAGCAGCAGAGACAGCAACAGUCUCUGCUGCGCCUGCUGCUGCUGCAGGGGCCCCCUACAAGGGCCCUUUGCUGCAGAUUGGGUCUCCCCUCUUUUCUCUUUCUAGGGACCACACAGCGGCAGGGGGGCCCCCGAGGCCCCCCAGCUCCAAGCUGCUGCAGCUGCUGGAAGAGGAGGCUGAGGAGGCGGCCUUUGGCGGCCAGUCGCCGCUAGAUUUGAGGAGCAGCAGCAGCAGCAGCAGCAGCCCCAGCGACAAGUGCAGCAGCGGCCGCUCCAGCAGCAGCAGCAGAGGCUCUGUGGCGGCCGACGGUGCUCAAUUCUCAGAUUCCUCAGCCCCCAACAGCACAGUACCCUCUCCAGUUUCAUUUUCGCCGUCUCCUGUUUCCUCAGCAGCCUGGGGGCCCCCGAGGGCCCCCGAGGCCCCCAGGGGCCUCCGAGGGCCCCCUGACCUCUGGAGGCCCCCUGACCUUUGGGGGCUCCCCGGGCCUCCCCGGAGCAGCAAACUGCUGCAGGAGUUGAGGGCGACGCUGCAGCGCCUACGGACUUCAGGGGAAAGGCCCCCGAAGCAGCAGCAAGCGGGGGGGCCCCUUCUCUCUCUUUACCGCCUCCAGGCCCGCUGCCGGGGGCCCCUGACCUCAGCUUCUGCUGCUCUGAAGGCAGCAGAGAGGGGGGAGCCUUAUAGGGGGGCCCCCCUCGCUGAGUCUGUAAGAGGGCCCCCCACCUCUGGGGCCAGGCUGCGGGCCAGGGUCCUGCCCCGGGCUUCUCAAGAAAUUCUCCCGCCCUUGGGCCCUCCCCAGGGGCCCCCGGGGCCCCAGGAGCCAGGCUCAAAGGGUACCCCGGGGCCCCUUGAGCCAGACAUUUCCCACAGCAGCUUUGAGGGCCCCUCCGGAGCUCAGGGGGGCCCCGGGUCUCUGAGGGCGCAGCGCCCAUUUACCGAAGAGGAGCAAAGACCCUGUGAGGCCCCUGAAAGAGCAGAGGCUGGGGCCCCCAGGGGCUCCCAAGAGGGGGCCCCCAGGGGCCCCCAAGAGGGGAGCCCCAGGGGCUCCUGUUGGGCACAGGAAGGGUCUUCAAGCCCCAGGGGGGGCCCCAGGGUGACUUGCUGUGGAGAGCCUCCAGGCUCCAGGCUCCCCAAGCCCUGUGGGGCGGGGCUGCAGGGCCGGGAAGCAUUUGCUGCUGCUCUUCUGGAGGCGCAGCAGCGGCUGGGGGCCCGGGGGCCCCCCAAAAGCCCUUCAGCAGGGUUGGGGGCCCCUCUGCCUGACUCUGAGGGCACUGGCACGCGCAGACGGAGCUUUCAGCAGCAGCUGCUGCGCUGCACGGGGGCCCUCAGGGCCCCCAGGGUACAGCGGGAAGACAGGGGGCCCCGGAGUUCUGUGCCCAGCGGUUCUGGGGGCCCCCAAGAGGCAGCUGCUGCUCAUCUGUACCUUUCGGGCCCCCAGGUGGGGGGCCCCCCUGACCCCGCAGAGGCCCCGGAAGAAGUUCCUUUGGAGGGGCCCUUGCUGGCAGACUCCAGGCCCCCUCAAAUUGUAGACUUAACAGAACUCGAAAGCAACAAGACCCUAAUUCAGCAGCUCCAUGAAAAGCAAUUUGGGGCACUUAAAGAGACAAGUAGAGCUUCUUCUCCUGUGGAAUCUGCUCUGGAGGGCUUCCCUGGAUGGGGUGCCCCCGGAAGGCUGGGGGCCCCCGAGGGGGCCCCCCGCGAAGGGCUUCGAAGGACCCACAGCCAGGCGCAGCUGUCUCCUCAAGGCAGCAGCAGCAUUACCUAUUUCAGGCAGAGGCUGCAGCAGGAGCAGCAGCGCCUGCUGCUGCAGCAGCAGCAGAUGCAGCAGCAGCAGCAGAUGAUGCGCAGCAGGCUCCGAGCCAGCAGUGUACAGCACAGGAUGCAGCCGCAGCAAUACAUAAAGCAGCAGUGGCAGCGGCUGGCAACUGCUGCGCAUUUCGAGGAAAGGGGGCCCCCUAAGUGGUACGCUGAUGGAAUUCCGUGGGGGCCCCCCUCUUCUUUGUGGAGGGCCCCCCAGCUCCAGCUAGCGGGGCCCCAUACUGCUUGCUGCAAGGAGACUCUUGGGUGGGCCCCUCCUGCAUCUUUGGCCUCCACCACAGCAUUCAGCUGCAGCAACAGCAGCAGCAACGCAUGCAGCAAUAGCAGCAGCAACAGCAGCAGCGCGUGCUGCAGCAUUGCGCUUGCUGUCCCGGAAGAGGUUAGCAGGGGCCUCGAGCGUCAGCGGAGUCUCCUUUACAAGCGGCUGGAACAGCGCUCCAGCAGCUUUGUGGUUGCUGCUGCUGCUGCUGCACUACGGCAGCAAAAGCAACAGCAGCAGCAGCUGCAGCAGCAACAACAACAACAACAGCAGCAACAGCUACAACAGCUGAACCAGCAGCAACAGCAGCAACAGCAACGAGAGCAGCAAGAACAGCUGCUGCAGCGGGACAGCUCCAGCAGUGCUGCGGAAGGCGGUUCCACUUUAAGGCCCAAAGAAGAGGAAACAGAAGCAUCAAAAGAGACAAGUGAAACAGAGGACCCAAGUCACCAUUUUACCCUUCGGAUGCAAAAGCAAAAUGUAGGUGGGGGGCUCCCUAGGCAGCGAGGGAGCCGGAGAAGCCCUCCUCCUCCUUUGCAAGAGUCUCUGGUUAUCACAAACGCGUUUGAGACACUUCAGCAGCAGCUGCAGCAGCAGCAGCAGCAACAGCAGCUGCAGCAAAAACGCCUGCAGCAUCAGCAGCUAAAGCUCCAGGGCGGCCAUCAGCGCACAGCUGGAGCGCAAGGGGGCCGCUUCGAGGGAACUCGCAUGAAUGUUUUAUCUGGAGUGAGGCCUUUCUCAGCUGACGGGCCUCGAUGUUCUCCUGCUGCUGCUGCUGCUGCUGCUGAUGCUGCUGCUGCUGCUGCGGCUAGGGCUCAGCGGCUCCAAAGGGAACGCCUCUGGGCCACCGCUGCUGCUUUGCAGCCCCACAACAGCAGCACCAAACCAGAACCAGAAACAGCAGCAGCAGCAGCAGCAACUACCGAAGCUGCAGCAGCGCCGACCAGACUACAGGAAGCAGCAGACACAGAAGCUAGCCGGGGACAGGCAGCUAGCUUUGUACAGCCAACUUCUCCCGAAAGCAGAGAUGCCAGCUCAGUCGUGAGCUCAGAGGAGAGGUGGCUAGCAGCAGCAGGAACGGCUAAUGCUGCCCACGCUGCAAGUGCUGCUGCGGCAGCUUCUGGUAUUCCGCAGCAGCAGGGAGAACAGCAGCAGCAACAGAAGCAGAUGGGGUUUUCCCCAGCCUGUGAGUCGCCGCAGCAGCAGCCUACUGAAAUGAGCAAAAUAGGAUGGGGCAGCACUUCAGUUGGCAGCUGCAGCACAGGAGAUUCGCCAGCAGCUUUACCUGCAGCAACAGCGGCGGAAGCCGCUGCUGCUGCCAAGCAAGGAGCUGCAGCUGUUCUACUCACGGCGCAUGCAGCAGGCGCUGCUGCUGUAGGAGCCACUGCCGAUGUAGCAGCUGCAACAGCAGCAGCAGCAGCAGCAGAAGCAGAAGAAGCAGCCGCAGCAGCAGAGCUGUUGUCCUUGAGCUAUUUGGCUUGUCCUCUUUAUGCUUCAUCUCCCUUAAGUGCGGAAGAAGAGAUUUUGGCAAAUUCAAUGGAGAGAACAGAAGCAACUGGAGCACCUGUAGGGAAGAUUCCUCUGCAAGGUGGGCCACAUGAAACCGAACAAGACACAGAAUUUACACGAUAUGGAGCUCCUAUUAACUCUACAGGCGGCCUACGGAGGCUCUCGAGGGAAAGUCCUCGUGCUGCUGCAGCAAGAGAAGUAUCUCCUGCAGAGAGCGAGUUCACUUUUGCUGCUGCGUCACCCCCGCCUCCCGCAGCACCAGCAGCAGCUGUUGCAGUGCGAGCAGCAGAUACCGAAGGCACAAGGCACGCCGAAGGGAGCAGGAGCAGCAGUAAUAAUAACAGCAGGGACGAAGACGAAAAUCGAAGUGAGCCCUAUAGUUGCUGCUGGUGGUUCCCAGCAGGCAGCAGCAGCAGCAGCAGCCCUGGAGACGGGGACACACGCCACUGCCAGCUGCAAACAGUAACAGGGACAGAAGAAGCAGCAGCGCCACUGUGGCUCCCCAGAAGAUUAGUCGUAACUCCUGGGGGCCCCAAACGCCUGGUUUCCUGGAAUCUCUUGCCCCUGCCUGCCGAAGACCAUCACCAGCAGCAGCAGCAGCAACAGCAGCAGCGUCGCCACAAACAGCAGCAAGCGCAGAAGCAGCAGAAGCAGUCACCAGCCUCGGGACCCUCGGAAAUUUCGCUUUGCUUGAGGUCGCAAAAGUGUAGAGGGGGCUCCCCAGGUCCCCAGGCAAGGCAACGUUUGAAAGCUGUUGUCUUGGGGGGCCCUUUAAAGAAACCCCCACCCCCCUCCGGCUUUUUUCUACCCUUACUGCAGCACCUUUUAGCUUCUUAA
Eimeria necatrix is the source of this 4443-nucleotide messenger RNA. RefSeq lists its product as hypothetical. Bases 1 to 4443 code for a protein of 1480 amino acids. Gene Ontology annotation, cellular component: cytoplasm. The record is from RefSeq and is a predicted model, not a curated record. The transcript has 3 exons. Lineage: Eukaryota; Apicomplexa; Conoidasida; Eucoccidiorida; Eimeriidae. Gene Ontology annotation, molecular function: guanyl-nucleotide exchange factor activity.